Messenger RNA from Drosophila bipectinata, 959 nucleotides. RefSeq names its product regulatory particle non-ATPase 12 (gene Rpn12). Lineage: Eukaryota; Metazoa; Arthropoda; Insecta; Diptera; Drosophilidae. Gene Ontology annotation, biological process: proteasome-mediated ubiquitin-dependent protein catabolic process. Gene Ontology annotation, cellular component: cytosol; nucleus; proteasome regulatory particle, lid subcomplex. The record is from RefSeq and is a predicted model, not a curated record.
UUACCAGAAACAUAUAAACGGUCAUCUCUAACGCGUUGCAAAAAGCGAAACUCAUUCUCUGAAUUACAAGACUUUAUUUUAAAUAAAUAAACAAAGAUGGCCAAUGUAGAGACGUUGUACAAGGAGCUAAUCUCCGAAUGGUCUAAGCGGCCACCAAACACCGUCAGAUGUGGGCAGCUGCUGGAUCAGCUUAAAGUCGCCCUGGUGAAAAUCGCCUUUUUGCCCACGGAUGGAGCGGAUGCGGCAAGCCACAAGAAGCAGCUCAUCCUGGCUAGGAGCGUUCUUGAGAUCGCCGUGGAGCACAGCGUGCUAAGCAAGGACCUGCUUGCCUUUGAAAGGUAUAUGGCGCAGCUAAAGUGCUACUACUACGACUACGCAAAGAUCAUUGGCGAAUCUGAGAGCAAGUACAAACUUCUGGGUCUGAAUCUCCUGUAUCUCCUCUCUGGCAACCGCGUCUCAGACUUCCAUACAGAGUUGGAGCUCCUCUCGGUGGAUGUGAUCCAGCAUAAUCAGUUCAUCCGGCCUAUCCUGGCCCUGGAGCAGUACAUCAUGGAGGGCCGCUAUAACAAGAUCUUCCAAGCCAAGUCCACGGUGCCCGCCGAGGUCUACAGCUACUUCAUGGACCUGCUUGUAGAGACUGUUCGCGACGAGAUUGGCGCCUGCAUCGAGAAGUCCUAUGAAAAGAUAUCCGCCAAGGAUGCCGCCAAGAGGCUCAGCCUGCGCGUCCCCGACGAGAUCAAGGCUUUUGGCGAAAAGCGGCAGUGGAAGCUGGAGGCCACCGGUGACUACAGCUUCACCGACCGCAGUAUCAAACCCAAGGAGCUUCUCCCCUCCGAGGAGCUGGCCGAGCAAGUCCUCAGCUAUGCCCGCGAUCUAGAAAUGAUAGUCUAAUCGACAGUUUGUAAUGUUUCAUGUAUAUCUUAAAGAGUAAAGUAAUAAAGUACACAUUAAUCAAAGUA